CUUAGGGGAGCGGCCUCGGGGCGGGGCCCGGGGCGAGUCGCGCCCGGACGCGGCCUCGGGCGGCGGGCUGCGUGCGGGUCGGGGGGUCCCCUGGGGUGGCGGGGACGCGGGUGCUGCCGUCCGGGGUGGGUGACCGCUGUCGCGCCGCCCUCUCCAGGCUGCACCCGCCCGGGAGCCGCGGAAGGGAGUGAGGCCGGCGCCCCGGCAUGCGCCGUCCCAGGCCGGGGUGCGCGGCCCCUGACGCUGGCCGCCGGGCCCGUGCGCCGUGCUGACCCCGGGCCGGGCCGCCGAGGCCGCGCAGGAUGAAUGAGAUGAACCUGAGCCCCGUGGGAAUGGAGCAACUGACCUCCUCCUCUGUGAGCAAUGCCUUGCCGGUCUCAGGAGGUCACCUGGGCUUGGCCGCCUCGCCCACGCACAGCGCCAUCCCUGCCCCGGGUCUGCCAGUGGCGAUUCCAAGCCUGGGCCCAUCCCUGAGCUCCCUGCCUUCUGCUUUGUCUCUGAUGCUUCCGAUGGGAAUCGGGGACCGAGGGGUGAUGUGUGGGUUACCUGAGAGAAACUACACCCUCCCUCCACCGCCCUACCCUCACCUGGAGAGCAGCUACUUCAGGACCAUCCUUCCGGGCAUCUUAUCCUACCUGGCGGACCGGCCGCCGCCGCAGUACAUCCACCCCAACCCUAUAAACGUGGACGGCGGGACGGCGCUGUCCAUUGCCAACAGUGCCCCGGCCCUGGACCCCUACCAGUCCGGGCCGAGCGUCGGGCUGGAGCCAGGCAUCGUCCCCAUCGACUCCCGUUCUGUGACGGCGCACGGGGCCCCGAGUCUGCACCCCAGCAACGGCCACGAGGUGGCCUUGGACACCACCAUCACCAUGGAGAACGUGUCCAGGGUCACCAGCCCGCUCUCCACGGACGGGAUGGCAGAGGAGCUCGCCAUGGACGGUGUCACAGGCGAGCACGCCCAGAUCCCCAGUGGCGCCCAGAUCCCCAGUGGCGCGCGGAGUCACGAGCCGCUGUCCGUGGAUACCGUGAACAGCAACCUCACUGCGGACACUGUGGGACAUGGCGGCGUGAUCCCCAUUCACGGCAGCGGCCUGGAGCUGCCCGUGGUCAUGGAGACGGACCACAUCGCCAGCCGGGUGAGCGGGAUGCCCGACGGUGCGCUGGCCGACUCCAUCCACACGGUGGCCAUGAGCACCAACUCGGUCAGCGUGGCGCUGUCUACCUCACACAACCUCGCCUCCCUCGAGUCGGUGUCCCUCCACGAAGUCGGCCUCAGCCUCGAGCCCGUGGCUGUCUCCUCCAUCACCCAGGAGGUUGCUCUGGGGACAGGCCACGUGGACGUGUCUUCAGACAGUCUGUCUUUUGUCCCGCCUUCACUGCAAAUGGAAGACUCCAACUCAAACAAGGAAAACAUGGCCACCUUGUUUACAAUCUGGUGCACACUGUGUGACCGCGCCUACCCCUCAGACUGCCCUGACCACGGGCCGGUGACUUUUGUUCCUGAUUCUCCAAUAGAGAGUAGAGCGAGGCUGUCUCUCCCAAAGCAGCUCGUCCUCCGCCAGUCGGUCGUGGGAGCGGACGUCGGUGUGUGGACCAGCGAGACCAUUCCGGUGCGGACUUGCUUUGGACCUCUCAUUGGUCAGCAGAGUCACUCCAUGGAGGUGGCCGAGUGGACGGACAAGGCUGUUAACCACAUCUGGAAGAUCUACCACGGCGGCGUGCUGGAGUUCUGCAUCAUCACGGCCGACGAGAACGAGUGCAACUGGAUGAUGUUUGUGCGCAGAGCCAGGAAUCGGGAAGAGCAGAAUUUGGUGGCUUAUCCUCACGAUGGGAAGAUCUAUUUCUGCACCUCCCAGGACAUCCCUCCCGAGAACGAGCUGCUUUUCUAUUACAGUCGGGACUACGCUCAGCAGAUGGGUGUUCCCGAGCACCCGGACGUGCACCUCUGCAACUGCGGGAAGGAGUGCAGCUCCUACACAGAGUUCAAGGCCCAUCUGACCAGCCACAUCCACAGCCACCUCCCCGGCCAGGGCCACGGCGGCGGUCACGGGCCCAGCCACAGCAAGGAGAGGAAGUGGAAGUGCUCCAUGUGCCCGCAGGCCUUCAUCUCCCCUUCCAAGCUGCACGUCCACUUCAUGGGCCACAUGGGCAUGAAGCCCCACAAAUGCGAUUUCUGUAGCAAGGCUUUCAGUGACCCCAGCAACCUUCGUACCCACCUCAAGAUACACACGGGCCAGAAGAACUAUCGGUGCGCUCUUUGUGACAAGUCCUUCACCCAGAAAGCUCACCUGGAGUCCCACAUGGUCAUCCACACUGGGGAGAAGAAUCUCAAGUGCGACUACUGCGACAAGCUGUUCAUGCGGCGGCAGGACCUCAAGCAGCACGUGCUCACUCACACACAAGAGCGGCAGAUCAAGUGUCCCAAGUGUGACAAGCUCUUCCUGAGGACCAAUCACCUGAAGAAGCAUCUCAAUUCCCACGAAGGGAAGCGCGACUACGUGUGUGAGAAGUGCACGAAGGCCUACCUGACCAAGUACCACCUCACCCGCCACCUGAAGACCUGCAAGGGGCCGGCCGCCGGCUCCUCCGCCCCCGAGGAGGACGAGGACGAGGAGGACGACUCGGAGGACGAGGGCCUGGCCGACCCUGUGGGCACGGCGGGCUGCCAGAUGGGCGGCACCCUGUACUCGGCGGAUGAGCCCCUCUCCACGCACAAGUAACACGGCGGGUAGAUGCGUCCGGCCGGUGGCCAGUGGCUUCACAUGGCGGGGUUCCCAGUUUCCCUGCAGCCUGCAGUUCCAACACAGCGGAGGCAGAGCAGAGGCCGGCGUCCCAGUUCUGGCGAUGGGUGGGCAGGGAAAGGCCGAGUUUUCCAAGGUCGGUUCUUUAAUUUCCGUGAUCAUCUGGGAGAUGCGUCAAAGCGGCCUUUGCCCACUGAAUGAGAUUUAGCUCAGAUGGCCGGGAAAAGACGAGGGCGAGGAUGGUGGCACCUUAGUCAGGGCUGGCUGGCUUCAGUGGGAGCCAGGGUGGAACGCCCUGCCAUCAUGCCGGCAGAUCUGGGCAGGCCUAGCCAUGGCUGUGACCCUAGUAAAGCCCCCCCACCAAGACGGGGCCAGGAGUCUGGAGGGGCCAGGCCCAGACGGCCUGGUUGCCCCUGGCAGCAGGUGUGCCCGUGCUCCUGAGAUGGCGUGGGUGGGGAGGGAAGGGAAGGAGCGGUCUUUCUGUUUGUGUCCCCGUGAAAAGGAUCAAGCCGCCGUUAGUGUGUUCCCAGUUCCCAGCAGCGGUGCUGCCCCACCCAGAUGCACUGCAGGGCUCUGAGGAACUGCCAGGCGGGCGGGAAGGUGUGAGGGGCUGAAAGGCGCAGGGGCAGGGGUGGUGCAGCCACUGCAGAACGCGUGUGCCAGGCUCGCUCUCGCCAGAAGGCCCCACCUCCGGGCUGGGGCAGGGAACUCUGGUGACGCUUUUGCUGCUAAUGUAUUUAUGGAAUGAAUGUAUUCAUUCAGAUCUGUAUUCCUCUAGGAAGGAUGAAAAUAAACACGUUUUUAAGUA
Messenger RNA from Cavia porcellus (domestic guinea pig), 3549 nucleotides. RefSeq names its product PR/SET domain 4 (gene Prdm4). Gene Ontology annotation, cellular component: nucleus. Gene Ontology annotation, biological process: transcription by RNA polymerase II; regulation of gene expression. The transcript has 11 exons. Gene Ontology annotation, molecular function: DNA-binding transcription factor activity, RNA polymerase II-specific; histone methyltransferase binding. The record is from RefSeq and is a predicted model, not a curated record. The coding region runs from base 303 to 2720 and encodes 805 amino acids. Lineage: Eukaryota; Metazoa; Chordata; Mammalia; Rodentia; Caviidae.